This is a messenger RNA of Phymastichus coffea, 2568 nucleotides long. RefSeq names its product putative inorganic phosphate cotransporter. Lineage: Eukaryota; Metazoa; Arthropoda; Insecta; Hymenoptera; Eulophidae. The record is from RefSeq and is a predicted model, not a curated record. Gene Ontology annotation, molecular function: transmembrane transporter activity. The transcript has 5 exons. Gene Ontology annotation, biological process: monoatomic anion transport; transmembrane transport. Bases 761 to 2422 code for a protein of 553 amino acids.
GCAACGUUACGAACCUACAGAGCUCAUUUGGCUUCCAAUGGCAAAGAAUUCAAUUGAUGAUUAGAUUGAAAACUUGAUAGAUAAAGAUAUAUUUAGUUACUAAAAGAAAGAUGCGAAUAAUUCAUCUGUAAUUGACACGAAGUGAAAUGACGUUAGUUACUUUGCUAAGUAAAUGCUCGUAUUCACACAUUAGACUCGGAAUUAAUUACAUUAAUGCUUUUGUCUCAAGUUGAUUCCACGCGACGAUUUGAUUACAAGGAAUAUUUCCAUCGAAUUAUUUAUCGAGAAAUUAAAAAAAAAUCUACAUCACGCGAUAAUUUAAAUGAAUUAUAACGACGGGGAGGAAAGAGGCGCCGAUCGCAAAACAAUAAACACAAACAAGAGCCCACGAAACAAGUGAAACGACACGCCGCACAAUCCUAUCUUUCAACGGGGUAUUGCAGAUCCGCCAUUGUUCGAAGUUUUCCGCUGGCGCGCAUCGCGUUGGUUUAUUUGUCAGGCUUGCAUGCCGGCGCAGAGCGCGAUGAUUGCGACGGCGGCGACCAGACGCGAAGUGAUUCGUCGCGAUCGUCGUAUCCUCCCGGCUGUAAAUGCGAAGAGCAGAGCUGAUAGCCGCGGAGGCAGACUAGGCGACCAGAUAACGGCCGAACGAGGAGUCGCCGCAACGGCCCGUGCACGUUUAUAACGCAUCGCGCUACUUCCUUACGGGCAGACCGACGCCUGGCACUCAUCGCCGUCAUGCUGCAGUCUGCGCGCGCAAAUGAGUCGAUCGGUGAAGAGGUGCAUCGGCGAGAUUCAAAUCGAUAAUCACGAUCCGCGGGAUAACAACGACAGCCACAACGGUGACGGCUCGCAUGCCAAGAUGAACAAGAGCGAGAAGAUCCCGUUGUUGGCAAAUUGGACGGCGGCCUCGCCGCAGCCGCGCUGUUUGCCCACUUAUAGACGACGAGGCGCGUACGUGCCGCAGCGCUGGGUGUUCGCGGUGAUGGGCUUCCUGGCGCUGCUCAACGCCUACGCCAUGAGGGUCUGCCUGUCGAUCACCAUCACGGAGAUGACGCUGCCGCGCGAGGGCAGCGUGGCCGGCGAGGAGAUCUGCAGCCAGCUGAUCCCGGGCAACGCGACCGGCGGCGGCGCGGCGCCCGCUCGCCGGGGCACCUACGACUGGGACGAGGAGCUGCAGGGCAUCAUCCUGUCGUCGUUCUACUGGGGCUACGUGCUGACGCACCUGCCGGGCGGCAUGCUGGCCGAGCGCUUCGGCGGCAAGUACUCGCUGGGCCUGGGCAUCCUGUCCACGGCGCUGUUCACCGCGUUGACGCCCGUGGCGGUGGGCUGGGGCGGCGCGGGCGCCCUCGUCGCGCUGCGCGUGCUCAUGGGCCUGGGCGAGGGCACCACCUUCCCGGCGCUCAACGCCAUGCUCGCGCAGUGGACGCCGCCCGAGGAGCGCUCCAAGAUCGGCUCGCUCGUGUUCGCCGGCGCGCAGCUGGGCACGGUGUUCGCGACCACGCUGUCGGGCAUAAUCCUGCACCACUCGACGGUCGGCUGGCCGGCCGUGUUCUACGUGUUCGGCGGCCUGGGCGGCCUCUGGUUCGUGGCCUGGGUGGCGCUCUGCUACAACAACCCGCGCGAGCACCCGUUCAUCUCGGCGAGCGAGGCCGCCUACCUGCACGAGCGCACGAGCGCGACCACGUUCGGGCGCGCGCCGCCCGUGCCCUGGCGGCGCAUCCUGCGCUCGGCGCCGCUCUGGGCGCUGAUCGCCGCGCAGGUCGGCCACGACUGGGGCUUCUUCACCAUGGUCACCGACCUGCCCAAGUACAUGAGCAGCGUGCUUCACUUCUCCAUCAAGGACAACGGCCUGUACUCGUCCCUGCCCUACCUGUGCAUGUGGUUCUGCAGCUGCCUGGCCUCCUGGCUGGCCGACCUGGCCAUCGGCCGCGGCUGGAUGACCACCACCAGCGUGCGCAAGUGGGGCACCAGCGUCGCCUCGGUGGGGCCCGGCCUCUUCGUCAUCGCCGCCUCCUACGCCGGCUGCGACCAGACGGCCGUGGUCGUGCUCAUGACCGUGGGCAUGACGCUCAUGGGCACCUUCUACCCGGGCAUGAAGGUGAACGCGCUGGACCUCAGCCCCAACUACUCGGGCACGCUGAUGGCCAUCACCAACGGCAUCGGCGCCUUCACCGGCAUCCUCACCCCCUACAUCGUGGGCGUGCUCACGCCCCACCAGACCGUCGGCGAGUGGCGCCUGGUCUUCUGGAUCGUGCUGGCCGUCUUCCUGGCGACCAAUCUGCUGUUCGUGCUGUACGCGAGCGGCGAGGUGCAGCCGUGGAACGACCCCGACUGCCGCGGCGGCGCCGACCCGGAGAAGCCCAAGCAGCAGCCGGCCGUCGCGCAGCUCGCCCGCGACGAGAAGCUCGGCGGCACGUGACCGCGGAGUCGCGGCGCGGCGCGCUGGCACUCCAGACGCCGGAAGUGGCUCUCCCCUUUCGUCGCUCCCCCGACCGCCCUCGGCGAGAACGGACGCCGGGAGACGGCCUUCGACGUCUCUCUAUCCCUCCCCUCUUCCCUUCUCUC